CAAACGUCUUCCAGGAUUACGCCUUGACUCUUGACUUGGGAAACCGGACUACGGGAGACGACGACUUCUCAGAAAUCCGAAUCAGGCGAGCAGACGGCAGCGCCCGCCGCGAGACCUUUCCUCGUCAGGCUCCGAUGGCGCUCUCACACCUCUCCCGCCGCCUCCUGAGCCCAACGGCUGCGGCCGCCGCCGCGCACCUCCCCACCCAUAAGACAUUCGCCCACGGCCGCGACCCCUUCGUCCUCCUGAAUCCGGGCCGCCGCUUCUUCUCCGCGUCCUCAAACCCCAGCCCCAACCCCUCCUCCACGCCGUCAGAGUCCAGCCAGGGCGCCCCAUCCGCGCCCGUGUCGCCGGAUGAGAUGCGGCACCAGGAGAUCGAGGGCCCCACGGUGGAGCGCGACACGUCGCCGCUGGCCGACGAGACGCGGCGGGAGCUCGACGCGCUCCGCCGCACCGUGCAGCGCCUCAGCGGCUCGCUCGCGCUCCUCGGAGGGGCGCACCUCGCCGCCGGCGCGUGGAUCGCCUACGGUGCCCCUCCGCUCGGUGUCGGUUCCGCCGCGGCGGUGCAGGGCGUGGCGGCGUUCGCGUUCCCCUUCGCGGUCGCCCUGGUGCUGCGCCGCGCCAUCAAGCCCAUCGCCUUCUUCCAAAAGAUGGAGGCCAACGCGAGGCUGCAGGUGCUCACUCUGUGCCUCCAGGCUACGAAGAACGUUAACCUCAUGCUGCUCCGGACGCGGGUGAUGGCCAUCGCUUGCGCUCUUGGGGUGUCUGUCGCGUCAGUUGCUGCGGUGUUGAUGCGAUGAUUUUAAGUUCAGAUCUCUGCGGGAAUGAUAUUUAGUUUUCAGGAUCUGAGGAAUAAAAAAGCGCUGGUCAUAUUCAAGUAGACUAGGAAGAACUAUGACAUUUUGGAGCUUUUGGAUGUUUGGAUCGGGCUUAGUUUUGGUGAUUGUACACGAGAGAGAUUACAAUGUGAUUGCAUGGUAUAUUUCUAUUACAAUGAUAUUACUCUUCAGCCUAUCGAACCAAAUUGGUAAAAUUUAGCAUCUUCCUUUUAAAUGAACCAGCUCCAUGUUGAUAUCCUGUUUGUUAAUAACUUGGCUACAAAUUCUUUA
Molecule: messenger RNA, 1109 nt
Organism: Sorghum bicolor (sorghum)
Lineage: Eukaryota; Viridiplantae; Streptophyta; Magnoliopsida; Poales; Poaceae
Exons: 1
Coding region: 135-800 (221 amino acids)
Source: RefSeq, a predicted model, not a curated record